Messenger RNA from Lottia gigantea (owl limpet), 906 nucleotides. RefSeq lists its product as hypothetical. Gene Ontology annotation, molecular function: hydrolase activity, hydrolyzing O-glycosyl compounds. The transcript has 6 exons. The record is from RefSeq and is a predicted model, not a curated record. Gene Ontology annotation, biological process: carbohydrate metabolic process. The annotation marks the transcript as partial. Lineage: Eukaryota; Metazoa; Mollusca; Gastropoda; Lottiidae.
CAAGAUAAAAGCGAGUUUCCUUUUGGUUGUGCCAUUCAAUCUGAUUUAAUUGUUGAUCCUGCUUACAUAGGUUAUCAGGAUUUCUUUUACGAUACGUUUGAAUGGGGCGUACUGGCCAAUAAACUCAAGUGGAAGCAAAUGGAGAAGACUCGGGGAGUAAUAGAUCACGAUACACCAUUAAACGCCAUCAAUGCCUUACGAGCCAGAGGUAUUAAAAUACGAGGUCAUGCAGUAUUUUGGGGAAUAGAGAAGAACGUACCAGUAUGGCAGAUACCACUACCUGAUAAUGAGAUCAAUGGAACCAACGUUGAUAGACUUAAUGACAUCAUUCCAACUACUAAGGGAUUAUUAGAACAUUGGGAUGUAAAUAAUGAGAAUGUUCAUGGUAAUUAUUAUGAAGAAAGAACUGGAGAUGUUAAUAUUACUCAGUGGAUGUUUAGAGAAAUCCAUAAACGUGAUCCUGAUGUCAAACUCUUUCUCAAUGAUUUUGGAAUUGUUAACGAAAGAUAUGCUGGUUCUUCGUACUAUAACCAAGGUAAAAUGCUGAAGGAAGCCGGAGUACCUAUUUAUGGAUUUGGAAUACAAAGUCAUCUUAAUAACUACAUGGAGCCGUCGGUAUUAAAGUUCCGGUUAGACAGAAUUGCUCGAUUGGGGUUACCAAUAUGGAUCACUGAAUUAGAUUUUACCAAUGAGAAUAAAACAGCUCAAGCUGAGUACUUAGAUGAUGUAAUGCGGCUGUACUUCAGUCAUCCUGCUGUUGAAGGCAUCAUGCUCUGGGGAUUCUGGAUUGGUAAGAUUAGUGCACCAGAGAAAGCUUUGGCUGAAGGUCCAGCUGAUAACGUUCAGGUAACAUUGAAUAUAUUCCAAAAGCAAAAUGAAUGUACUAGAAAGCAGAUUGAGAAAUGA